AUGGACGGUUAUGUUGUUUUAUUUUGUGCUAUCAUUAUCACAGUAGCUCUUUCAUUCUUAUUUGGUAUGGGUGCAUAUAAUUAUUAUUUCAACAACAACUGCAACAAUGGCAACAAUGACAACAUCUACUACAGCAAUGGCAACUUCUACAAAAAUGACAAUGGCAAUCAUCACCCAAACCUAUCACAACAAUUUCCACAAUACUCUGAUUCAAAUUCAAUACAGAUGGAAUUGCAAAAAAUGUUAUUAAAACAACAAAAAGAACAACAACUAACGGAAAAACAAAAAGCAAUUGCAGAAUUGAUACGUCUAAGAGAGUUAAAAUUACAAAGAUAA
Molecule: messenger RNA, 336 nt
Organism: Dictyostelium purpureum
Lineage: Eukaryota; Evosea; Eumycetozoa; Dictyosteliales; Dictyosteliaceae
Exons: 1
Coding region: 1-336 (111 amino acids)
Source: RefSeq, a predicted model, not a curated record